AUGAAUGAAUGGCAACCACAUAUGAUCCAUUGGUUUAGAAAUGGAGAAUUUCUGGAUCAUACAAAGUAUGCCAAUAAUGAGCGGCUGCGUGAGAAUAAAAAACAUUUCUCCCUGGAGAUCAGGCGAGUCGAAGUGAGCGAUCAGGGUUCGUGGGCAUGUAAAGUGUGGAAUCAAGCUGGCUCUAUAUUUCGCAAUUUCACUCUUGAAAUUAUUGAUUUUUGCGACUAUUUUUUGAUGCAUGAAUUUCCGGCCCAGAACGUCCCGGAAAAAUGCAUCUGUUUAUGGUAUUUGACUGGCGAAUACCGGAAGGAUGGCAUUAACUGGACGGAAGUCAACAGCGAUCGUUGUGAACCCUUCAAAAAAUACGCGUCCAAAAUCCGGAAGCCGUUUGGCAAAAAGAUUUGCGAAAAUGGUGCAUGCGGGAAUGAGUUACCCGGUGCGGAUGCGCAUGAAGUACUGCAAGGAGUUGGACUGCAUGAUGCAGUGCCGAGUGACAUUGUGCAUGAGCAGCCGCAACUGCCACCAGAUGAUUUUUUUGAUCCAGAAAAAUUACUCAACUGGUUGAUGGAAAAUGAUUGGGCGGACGUGAGUCAUUUGCUACCGAGUCUGAUAACACAGCAAAAGAUUGCCACAGUAAAACAAGCACUGACUGAUUGGGAUACUUUAGAUGCCGCUGAAAAACGUCUUCGGGCACGAACACUUCUUCAACAAGAAAUUCCGAAAAGCAGAAGGAAAAUUACAAACACUGAUAUCCAAAAUACGGAUCUAGAAAGUAAGGACGAUGAUAGCUUCAUUCACAACAAUGAAAGCACAAUCAGUGAUGAAGUCGCUGAAAAAUUGCCUGAAAAGUCACCUCUUGAUUUAUUAAUGCAUGACCAGCCACGCUCGGAUACGUCGCGUGAAGAACGUCUAACCGAUAUUGCGCCACAACCGAUUGCUGCGCCCGAACUUACAACAGCAACAACUACUACUACAGCAAGGAUUUUAUUCCUUGUUACGACAAAUUUAACGACACCGCGGCCAACAACGCGGCUCUCUUUUCCGCCUCAAAAAGUACCACCGUACUUCAAAGUGCGUGACGAAGACGCGGAUACAUCAGUAAUAACACCUUCCGGAAGAACAAUUAAAUUGCAGUGCAAAGCUGGAGGGCAACCAGAGCCUCAGGUAAUUUGGUUCAAUAACAACAAAAAAGUAAUAACGACCGAGGUCCGAAGGCCUGUAGGAACAGAAUUUCGAUUGCGAAAAAACACGCUAGAAAUUGAAGAUGUUGCAGAAUCAGAUUCCGGUGACUAUACUUGUGAGGCGUUUAAUUCGGCGGGCUCAGUGACGCGUACUUUCAAACUGCGGGUAGUUGAUCGAAUGCGCUCCAAGCCAAUUAUCGUGCCAAACAUACUUGUCAAUCAGACAGUUGAUGCUAACAGCACUGUAAAUUUCACUUGCAAAGUUAUUUCCGAUCUGACACCACAUAUUGUUUGGAUGCGUAUCGAAAUGACUAAUGAUUCGAUUUAUUAUUGGAAUGAAACCGAUCGAAAAUACGUCUUUCGUUAUACUGAUAUGCAAACCGUGGAGAAUGCAAUUAUAACAAAAACUUCGCAAGAUUCAUCGACGCUAACGAUCGUGAAUGUGACGGUUGCCGAUCAGGGAAUGUAUGCUUGUGUUUCCGGCAAUCAUCUUGGCCAUGCGAUAGCUAAUGCAACGUUAACCGUAAAUGAAUUCCAUGCGAUGACGUUAGCAACAGGAAAUCCGGACUCCAAGUGGUCUCGGGCUUCAGUCAUUGCGCUCAUAAUUCUUUUCAUUCUGCUCGUCCUCUCUUUAGCUGCCACUAUAUUUUACAUAUUUUGCGUGCGAAAGCGAUCCAAGGCACAGGUGGCCGAAAUGGAGCAGUUCAUCGGUCCUGUCAAAAAAAGGGUAUAUCUGUUUUUUUGA
Molecule: messenger RNA, 1926 nt
Organism: Gongylonema pulchrum
Lineage: Eukaryota; Metazoa; Nematoda; Chromadorea; Rhabditida; Gongylonematidae
Source: the annotation of a GenBank genome assembly